CAAUACACACAAACAAAGCUUCCUUAUUUACUUGCCUAGUUUUGUUUUUAUCUUUCUCUCAAGAACCCCUGGGUAGGUAGCUUAAUUUCUUUCUUUGUUCUAGCGAUCGCCACACUUUGUUAGCUGUAUAGAAAAAAAAAAAAGAAUUGUUUCAUUAAUUUGUCAUCGAAACCAAACAGAGUUUUUGCAAUGGAUAGGGUGAGAGACUUGGCAUCGACAAGGGCUGCAGUUAUCUUCACCAAGAGCUCAUGUUGCAUGUGCCAUAGCAUCAAGACACUUUUUUACGAACUUGGUGCAAGCCCUGCAAUUCACGAGCUCGACCGCGACGCCAAUGGAAGGGAAAUGGAGGGGGCUUUGAGAGGCCUGGGAUGUAAUCCCUCAGUCCCGGCUGUGUUCAUAGGAGGAAAAUAUGUAGGCUCCGCAAAAGAUGUCUUAUCCCUGCACUUGGAAGGCUCACUGAAGCAAAUGCUCAUAGAUGCCAAGGCAAUUUGGUUCUAGUACCUUAUCUGAAGCAACUAUAAUAUUACUACUUUCAUGUUUAUGUUGAGAACAAUGAUGCAUUAAGGGCUUUCCAUUUUGUUUUUCCUCCUGACUACAUUGUAUGCAAAAUGUAAUAAUAUACUCUUAUCAAAAUAGACUAUAGAGUUCCGAUUA
Messenger RNA from Hevea brasiliensis (rubber tree), 654 nucleotides. Its product is annotated as glutaredoxin-C11-like. The record is from RefSeq and is a predicted model, not a curated record. NCBI's taxonomy places the organism in Eukaryota, Viridiplantae, Streptophyta, Magnoliopsida, Malpighiales, Euphorbiaceae. The transcript has a single exon. The coding region runs from base 190 to 498 and encodes 102 amino acids.